AUGGAAUCCUGGGGCGGUGCAGCUUCUGCUGGUCUUGGUUUACUUCAGUAUUGCAACCUCAACAGCUUCAGAACGAAGUUCAUAAUUGGUUUCUCUUUCUUCAUGGGCCUUUCGGUGCCACAGUACUUCAAUGAUUAUGUGGUAAAUACUGGUUUGGGUCCUGUUCGCACUCAUUCUGCUUGGUUCAACACGGUAAUGCUAGUGAUCUUCACGUCGCCAGCCGUGGUGGCAGCCAUGGUUGCGGUGUUCUUGGACAACACCUUUGCUCGUAAACAUCCCUCCACUCGGAAAGACAGUGGUAGGCACUGGUGGGCAAAGUUCAAAUAUUUCGAUAAAGAUGCCCGAAGUGCAGAAUUCUAUUCUCUCACUCUCAAUCUUACAAAAUACUUUCCUUCGGUCUGA
Molecule: messenger RNA, 402 nt
Organism: Ilex paraguariensis (yerba mate)
Lineage: Eukaryota; Viridiplantae; Streptophyta; Magnoliopsida; Aquifoliales; Aquifoliaceae
Source: the annotation of a GenBank genome assembly